Messenger RNA from Esox lucius (northern pike), 6393 nucleotides. Its product is annotated as zinc finger protein 91. Gene Ontology annotation, biological process: regulation of transcription by RNA polymerase II. The transcript is spliced from 11 exons. The coding region runs from base 387 to 5180 and encodes 1597 amino acids. Gene Ontology annotation, molecular function: DNA-binding transcription factor activity; RNA polymerase II cis-regulatory region sequence-specific DNA binding. The record is from RefSeq and is a predicted model, not a curated record. Lineage: Eukaryota; Metazoa; Chordata; Actinopteri; Esociformes; Esocidae.
UUCAUGGGCAGCUUACGCACAGUUCCGCAUCAGCCUACCAGCACUAAUUACCUCCUGCCUAUCUUCAUCAUGCUAACAUCUUUGAAAGUGGCUAGUUGUUCCCCGGAAGUAGUUUCAGUCAGUUCAGUUCAAUAAUUAGAUAUCCUAGCUAGCUAUUUACCAAAACAUUGCAGCUGGACUUAGAUAAUUAGAUACCUUCACUGUACACCCUGCUAUGAAGUAGUUAUGGAAAUGUUUAACCAGACAGGUGCGAGACCAUGAACGAGAAGCAAGCUCAAUAUGCUUUGAUAGCCUAGCCUUUUUUUUGCGAAAUUGCUGUGGUUUCUAUUACCAACACAUUCAACGCUUGUUACUGCUGGAGAAGAACAUUGUGGCAUCGGCUCACAAUGUAUGAGAGUUUUGAUGAACCCCAGCCGAGCCAGUCAAGUAACCUGGGCCCUGACUGUUACCAUGGUAACCAGGUCGCGAGUGGUCCAGGGAUGGUUCCGGGAAACGUCGAGUACUUCAGUGACCAUCCAAAAUCGAGAGGAGAGAGUUCCGGCCAUCACUCUGACAGCUCUACCUCAGGAGAACCUGGACCAGAAGAGAACCAAACGAACAAAACCGCGAACCGCUGCAGGGAGUGCGGAGAAGAGUUUCCUACCCAGCAUUACCUAAGAAAACACCGGCACACGGCACACUCAGGAGAGAACGCCAGUCCCAGUCCAAAAGCUAGGAGGAGUUACAGAUGCCUGGAGUGUGGCAAGGAGUUCCCCUGUCCGUCAAAACUGCGACGGCACCUUUUGACUCAUACGGGCGAGAGGCCGUGCUUCUGCCCUGACUGUGGGAAGAGUUUCACUCGCGAGGAACAUCUGAAAACGCACCAGCAGUUUCACUGUUCUAACGGGGAGGGCAGCCCAUCCGCAACGGGUGAUCCUGAACGAGCUAAGAACUGCUGCCCAGAGUGUGGUAGAAAGUUUUCUAGUGCCUACAAACUACGCAGGCACCUGUUGACGCACACUGGAGAGAAGCCUCACUCCUGCUCCGUGUGUGGGAAGAGUUACACCUAUCUGCACACUUUGAAAUUACAUGAGCUGAAACACAUCGGGCAGAAGUCCUACAAAUGCAUUGUGUGUGAGAAGAGCUUCAGCCAAAAGGGCAAUUUGAACAAACACAUGCUUCUGCACACUGGCGAAAAGCCUUUUUCCUGCUCUGUCUGUGGCAAGGGCUUCACCCAGAAAGGUAACCUGACUGCUCACCAGCUCUCGCACACAGGAGAGAAACCUUACUCCUGUCCCAUUUGUGAGAAGGGCUUCACUCAGAAAGCUUACCUUAAACAACACCAGAAACUGCACACCGGAGAAAAACCUUACUCCUGCUCAGUGUGCAACAAGAGGUUUACCUUCUACACGGCUUUGAAGAGACACCAGCUGCUGCAUGCAGGAGCCAAAUCAGACGCUGGGAGCUUAAAAGCGGAGUGCCAACAGACACAAGGCAAGCGGGUGGAGGGGAGUCCCUCGCCAUCUGCAGCAGAGCCUGAACAGCACGGGGACAAUCACACAGCCAAGGAGGCUCGCUGCUGCUCAGAACGUGGGAAGCAUUUAAAAACGGCGUCGGCUCUGCAGGCACAGGUGAGCAUUCACGCAGCGAAGAAGUUGUAUGUCUGCCCAGACUGUGGGAAGACGUUUGUCACGAAAAGAAGUUUGAGUGUGCACCAGCGGUGGGCGGUCCAUCGUGAAGGGAAGACCAUACCACCGCCACAGACGUUGUCCGACAACCUGCAGACCCUCUGCCAAACACUCAGACUUAAAGCCAAAGUUGAAGGGGAGAGGGCUGAAGUUGAAGAGGGGGAAGAGAAGGAGAGUCAGGAGGAAAAAGAGGUGGAAAAGGAAGAGACGUGUGAUGCAGAGGAAGUCGGAGGACUUAUUAAUUCUGACGGGGAAGAAGUCGACUGGGAAUCAGCUCAACUCAAAAAAAAGUCUGUUCAUCACUCUGGCUGUAAAGGAAGCUCCACUACAUCGCAGAUCAACAGGGAUCCUGACAGUCAGUCCCUGGACCCUCAACACAGCCAGGAGGAGGACAAUUGGAGGCCUGGGAUGAACAGUCAUGUUGUAGAGGAGGAGGAGAUGGGGGAGGUGGAUGAUGAUGAUGAUGAUUUGGAUGAAGAUGAAGAAGAAGUAGAGGAGUGGGAGGAGGAAGAGGAGGAGGAGGACGAAGACGAGGAAGAGGAAGGGGUAGAGGAGCAGGAGGAUGUUGGUGAUCUGAUGAAUUCAGAAGUAGCAGAAGCUAGUUGGGAUACUCCUUAUCUUGGAAUGAGUCCUAACUCCUGCCAAGGUAGCGAGGGAGCACCUUCUACCUCAGCAGCACCGGAACAGGGGAGCAAACCGAAAAAUAAUCCAGAACAAAAGCAGACAAAGAAAGAAAAGAAACUGAAGGAGAAGAAUCCGAAGCCAAAGAACGCUAAGAUGACCCACCGCUGCUUCAAAUGUGGAGAGGGCUUCUCCCGUAUUUACGACAUGCUGCUACACCAGACCAUUCACAUUGACGGGACGGCCAUGUUUAAAACCAAGAAGGUUCACCGCUGCUUAACAUGUGGCUACGAAGCGUCCGAUGCACAUAAACUAAUGAUGCAUGAGCGUAUACACACUGGGGAGAAGCCGUACCAGUGCUCUGUGUGUGGAAAGAGAUUCGCUCAGAAAGGAAAUCUAAAAAUACAUCAGAGUGUCCACAAGGGUGAAGUCAGAAACCCCAGUUUCUGGCCGGAUAUUGUAGAGAGGCUUCCUACAAUUAGAGUCCCUGACCAGUACCGUGAUAACAACACCUCUACGCCAAUGGAAGUCAAUGAACAUUACCAUGACAAUCACACAGCCAAGGAGAACCACAGAUGCUUACGCUGUGGUGAGGACUGCCAAACUCUUUCUGGGCUACAGAUGCAUAUGACAGCUCAUACAGGCGAGAGCCAGGCUUACCAAUGCCCUCUCUGCGGAGUGAAGUUCUCCCAGAAGGGUCUUCUGGACGACCACCUGAUGAUAGCACACUCCCACGAAAAGCCUGAGAAGCCUCACCCCUGCCCAGACUGCGGCAAGAGAUUCUCCAGCAAGAGCUACAUCAAAAUCCACCGGAAGAUCCACACCGGUAAGAUUUCGUACCACUGCGCCCAGUGCGAUAAGAGCUUCCUUUCAGCAGAGGGGCUCAAGAAGCACGAAAGCGCUCACCGGGGUGAGAGGCCGUACCGCUGCCCUGCCUGUGGGAAGUGUUUCAAGCAGCAGUCCCAGUUGACCUGCCACUUCAAGAUCCACACAGGAGAGAGGAGUCAUCUCUGCUUCCUGUGUGGGAAGAGUUUCGCCAGAGAGUUUGACCUGAGGGUGCACCUGAGAGUCCACUCCGGAGAGAAACCCUACCAGUGCCAUGAUUGUGGGAAGAGCUACAGGUACCGAGCUGGCAUCAGGUCUCACAUGCAACAGAUGCACCCUGGAAAGCCCAUAGCAGAACCCACCCCACAUAUCCCUGUUCUCUCAGGCCCUCGUUAUGGCACCGGGGGGAGGAGUCUUUCAGCAUCACUUAUUAGGAAGGAUCCUGCUGACCAGUCCAGCCUUAAAGCCAAAGAGAGCCAGAGUUUGGACCAAAGCCAUGACCAGAGCCCUGUCCUGACCCCACAGCCCAAGACCCGAGAGGCAGAGGAGGAAGAAGAAGAGCAGGAAGAGGAAAAGGAUGUGAACAUUGAGAGUUUGGGUAAUUCUGAAGAAGAUGAUGUCAGUUGGAAACCUCCUCCUCGUCUUGCAAAGACUUUUGGCAGUGUUUCCUCUACAUCAGGAGUUCCCAAAACACUUCAGAAAAAACCCACGAAACAGAGAAACAAAGGAAAAGAGUCUAAACCGAAGCAGCCAAAAGCCAAGAGGUUUAACAACCGCUGCUGCUUCAAAUGUGGAGAGGGAUUUCCCCGGGAAUACGAGCUGCUGUUACACCUGCAGACACACCUAGAUUACAGCUGCUAUGUGUGCGGAACACCUUUCAACAGCAAGGACCUACUCCAGACACACUUAAAGGAGCACACAGACGGGAGUGUGGGUGUGUUCUCUGGAGAAGCGGGAGGCCUAGCCACUAGACAGCACAGAGGGAGAGGCAAGAGGACUCACCGCUGCCAGACUUGUGGAAAGGAACUUUGCGACGCGUCCAAACUGAAGCUGCACAUGAGAAUACACACCGGAGAGAAACCGUAUUGUUGCUCCUUGUGCGGGAAGGGAUUCACUCAGCCGGGGAAUCUGAAAACGCACAUGAAGACACACAGAGCAGAUGGGAACCCCAGUUUGUUGUCCACUAGUCUGGCAGCUCCUUCUACAUCACAAGGUCCUGAACACCAGCAGGAGAAUCAGAACCACGUCACCACCCCAGCACAGGAGAACUACAACUCUCUUGUUUGUGGGAAGAAAUGCCCGGAUUUACAGUCUCUCCAAAAACACAUGAACUCUCACAAUGCUGGAGAGAAGACUUCUUUCUUCUGCUCUCUUUGUGGUGAGGAGUUUUCUGAGAAGGCUCGGUUAGAAGAGCACCAGUCCACGCACAAUGUAAAGAAACCAUUUCCCUGCCCCGACUGUGGUAAGAGGUUCCGCAGUAACUACUACGUUAAGAUCCACAUGCGAAUGCACACUGGAGAGAGGCCCUAUCAAUGCUCUGAGUGUGGGAAGGGCUUCAUCACAGAAGAAGGGCUCAAGAAGCAUGAGAGUGCUCACAGGGGAGAGAGACCCCACCUCUGCCCUGAGUGCGGAAAGAGAUUCAAGCAACAAUCCCAACUGACAUGCCAUUUCCGGACGCACACCGGGCAGAAGAGCCAUCUCUGCCCUGUUUGUGGGAAGAGCUACUUCAGAGAGUUUGACCUCAAGGUUCAUCUGAGAGUUCACACAGGGGAGAAACCUCAUCAGUGUGAGGAGUGUGGGAAAAGCUUCUACUAUCUCCAGGGGCUCAGGCAGCACCAGCGCACCCACGGUCCCAAGCCCAUCGGACCGACACGCCAGCUAGGCAGACCCAAGCAGUCAUCCAGCACAGCCAGACCAAAUCAGUUGCCCAAGACCGGAAGGUCCAGGCCAGCACCUAGAGGAGAUAGAUUCAUGCCUUUGGUCAGAGUGGAGAGGCCUAUGGAAAUAGGGCUACCUAGAGUUGAAAGUGAUCUAGAGGGGCCUCAGUGGCCAUACUGGCAUGGUUAAAGGGGCCGGUCAACACAGGGCUUUCAAUGCCAGUAUUGUUUUGAUUCUGGUUCAGAUGUUUGUAUAAAAACAUAUGCACUUACUACUGUGAGUCGCUCUGGCUAAGAGCAUUGACUACAUUUUACAUGUACUCUGAGAGGUUUGGAGCAUUGGACUCAUCAAUAAUAUCUAUAUCUAUGGCUUAAUCUAUAUCCAGGAAAACAGCUGUUGCGAUCCUUCUUCCUCCCCUGUGAAGAGGCACAACGAGUAGUGGAGAUGUUAACUGUUGGUGCUCGAGAAUUUCAUUUGUAGAGGGUCCACAUUAAUAUUCAGUACUUCUUUCUAGCUAUUUCAUUGAAAUAGAGGGCCAAAAUCAAAGUUUAGGAGUCUGUAGUUAGAAAUACAUUAGUCCUUCAUGUUCAUUUUCUUGGUGAGGGUUAUUAAAAGAAGUAUAUAAUACUAGUGUUUUACUAUUUAAAAAAAUAAUAAUUCCUCAAUGCUGUAUUUUGUUUUUAUGUCCAUAUGAUGAGUUGAAAUGAUUGUUUUACAAAAAUAAUAUGUUUUUAAUUAUAUGUAAUAGUAACAUUUUCAUUCAAUUGUCUGACUCAAAAGCACUUCAUUUUCUCUGUUUGAGUUGAAGUUCUCACGGUGCUAAGAAACUCACUGUGACUUGGAGCCUGUGUGAAAUGUUUACAUCACACAAUAAAAUAUGUAUCUAUUCACUAUAGCUAUAUCAUGAUUUAAAUAAUUUCACAAAUAUCUCUUUAUAAUUUUUAAAAUGGCCAAGCUAAAUUUUGUUAAGCACUGUAACACACUGGAGAGAAACCGCACACUUGCUCUGACUGUGUCAAGAGGUUUGGAUGCACUUCAUCCCUGCUUACUUAAUGAAACACUACCAGAUACACAUUGAAGAGAAACCUUACUCUUGCUCUGUCUGUGAGAUGAGUUUUGCAAGAUCAAUUAGUGAGGAAAGGAGAAUGUGAUUAAAAAUAGGCAUUCUGAUUAGUUUAGAUGGAAAGGUUGAUUUGAAUUGCCACUAAAUGUGAUUUAAUUGUUUGGUUUCUGUAAGUUCACGUCCGCGGUAGCAUACUGUUGAGAACACAGUCAGAACUAUGAGGUUUGAUUGAAUGUAAUCUGGUUCUGGAAUUUAUUUUACUAAUUUUUGAUUUUCCCUGCUCAACAGUAACUUAAUGGUGGUCAGUUUUCAAUAUAGGUAUACGUAAAUAAAAAAUCU